AUGUCCUCGCUUGACACCCCAUCGGCAGGAUCACUGCAAAGGCGGCUCCUGCUCUUCUGGCCAGUGGACAACUCCAAGCGGACGGUGACACAGGUGAAGAAGAACGUGCAUUACAUUCGGUCCUCCUUGGGCGAUGACUGCUGUCACGUGAUGCUUGCUCACUAUAAAGGCAAGCCGGACGACUGGGGUUCCCAGUGGUACAAGGACAACGUGGCUGGAAGCUACGUCGGUCCAGGAUUCAAGUUCAAGUUCAUGCGGGAUGCGUACAUGAAGGCCAUGAAUGUCGAGGAGAGCUGGGAGUCCAAGUACGAGUACGUCUGGGGCCUUGACAGUGACCUGGAUCUCACAGGAACGAACCUGACCAAGCUCUUAGAGAUGGCGCGGCUGUCCAACGCCCUCAUCGUCGGCCCAACAUUCGUGGGCAAAGGAGUGAAUUGGGUGAAGCCAUCGGGAGUCCGCAAGAAGGGCAGUGGGAAGGCAGCCAAGCACUCCCCAAAAGCGCACAAGAAGCACAGCCACCCUGCAGCGAAAGCGGAGAAGGACAAGGUCACCUCGCAACACGUGGGCGUGGAGCCGCGGGCCCAGUGCAAGCUCCGAGCUCCUAGGCCUCACAAGGCCUCGUCCUUGCAGGAGCAAGCCCACCAGGAUUACCGGCACACCGACUUUGUAGAACUGACAGCGCCGCUGCUCAGUCCAGCGGCACUUCCAAUUGUGUUUAAUCAGUGCACCUCGGUGGCAGUCUUGCGGUUGGAGACAGGAGGACUGGGGCCUGGCCCGGGCCUCGUUCGAGUUAUCGGAGAGUGGGAUGCGUUCUCUGAUGUUUCUCCUCCCAUAAAAGGCUGUGCCUUGAUAGACGCCGCUCCCGUGAAUCACUUGAACUGGCGGCAGGCAGCGAAUAAGGAUGUUUGGCACAAGUACCGCAGCUUGGCUUUGUUCAACUUGACUGAAGGUGUCUCAAGCGUGAGUCUGCUGCAAGACAGCCUGCAAGAGCGGAAAUGCACCGAGGGCCUUGGUAGGUUCCCUUCCAGAAAGUACUGGAGUGCACUGAAAACCCUGAGCUGCAUCGUCGUGGAGCCGGCGGUCAAGGUGGAAAAAGUGGAGGUUGA
Symbiodinium necroappetens is the source of this 1106-nucleotide messenger RNA. NCBI's taxonomy places the organism in Eukaryota, Dinophyceae, Suessiales, Symbiodiniaceae. The record is from the annotation of a GenBank genome assembly.